Molecule: messenger RNA, 1938 nt
Organism: Aaosphaeria arxii CBS 175.79
Lineage: Eukaryota; Fungi; Ascomycota; Dothideomycetes; Pleosporales
Exons: 3
Coding region: 440-1753 (437 amino acids)
Biological process (GO): transmembrane transport
Cellular component (GO): membrane; endoplasmic reticulum
Source: RefSeq, a predicted model, not a curated record
AUUGCGAGCAGCUGCGCACGCGACCAAAUGGCGUUCCUGCGUCGCUGUGACGUAGCACGACCCGUCUAAUCUACCUCGUAUGCCUAUGCUCCAUCUCCAAUUCCCCGAUCCUCAUCGCCAAUCCCGUCCCCAACCAAGACACGUUGAAACAGAAACGCCACGCCGUCUAUUCUAGCUUCUAGAUUUGCGUGAUAAUCCCUUAGACUAAGCAUGACUGGCGUUCUCUUGUUUGCUGCAUGCUCAAUUUCAAGAUAUCGACCAUGCGAUCUGCUACAUUCAUCCGUACUGGAGAACCCCAUCCCAUCCUCUCCCAUGCAAUGGACCCAUAUAACCCCCGAUUGCCCUGACCCAGAUCUCUUUCUCUUCAACAUGCAUCCUGGUCUCUGAUCAUUCUCUUCUCUCUCUUUUUGACACACUCUCCACUGCCCGAUUCUCCAUCAUGGGGACCAGCAGUUCUGACCUCGCGAUCCCCUUCGUCGGAGCCCUGCAGGCGUCCGUAUCGGUACUACUCACCAUCUUCUACGGUGUUCUGGCCGCGCAAUUCAAGCUUCUGUCCAGCAAUGGCGCAAAAGAGGUGUCGAACACAUGCGUGCGGAUGUUUCUGCCUGCGCUCUUGAUCUUCAAGGUGGGGUCUGAACUGCAGCAAGGCACCGCGAUUCGAUACGUGCCGAUAUUGAUUUGGGCACUAUUCUACAACCUCCUAUCCGUCGGCAUUGGCGUCGUAACGACAAAGGUCCUCAAACUACCCAGCUGGGCCACCCCAGCCCUCGCCUUCAACAACACGACGAGCCUCCCACUCCUCCUCAUUCAGUCCCUAGAUGCCACGGGAAUCCUAGACCUCAUCCUCACAGAUGGCGACAGCUCCUCGGAAGCCGUCAAGCGCGCGCAAUCCUACUUCCUCAUCAACUCCAUGGUAUCGAACUCCCUGACCUUCGCCCUGGGACCUCGACUCCUCCGACCAGGCGACGAAGACGCACCCGACGACGACGAAACCUCCGACUCAGACGACAACAACAACGAUGACGACGAAGAGGAACAAAGCAACCUCCUCCCCGGCGAGCUCAUCGACGAAGAAACCUCGCUCCUCCCCUCCCGCCUCGUCCACCACACCAACCACCACGCCCGCAAAACCUACCUCACCACCAACAAGCGCUUCCAACGCCUCCCCCCCUGGUCCCAAAGCACCCUCACCUUCCUCUACGAAUUCGCCAACGCGCCGCUCCUCGGCGCCCUCGCCGGCGCCUUCAUCGGCCUCAUCCCCGCCCUGCACCGCCUCUUCUUCAACGAAUUCACCCACGGCGGGUACGUCAACGCAUGGCUGACGACCUCGAUCAAGAACAUCGGCGACCUGUUCGCGUCGCUGCAGAUCAUCGUCGUGGGCGUGAAGCUCAGCCAGUCCAUCCGCAAGAUGAAGCGCGGCGAGGACUCCGGCCCCUUCUCGUGGACGAGCUUCGUUUUCAUAACGCUGGUGCGCUUCGUCGUUUGGCCUUUGAUAUCCAUCCCCUUCAUAUACGCCCUCUGCACCCGGACAUCCCUCCUCGACGCCGACCCAAUGCUCUGGUUCGCAAUGAUGCUGAUGCCGACGGGGCCGCCCGCCAUGAUCCUCGUCGCGCUGGCCGACGUAAAUGGGAGUCCCGAGCGGGAGAAGAUGGCGAUCGCGAAGUUUCUGACUGCGAGUUAUGCUGUCACGCCGUUGAUAUGCUUUGCUGUCGUCGGGGCGCUGAAGGCGGGGGAGGCGGCGGUGGGACGGUAGGAGGUGUGAUCGUUGUUGAAGUAGAUCUAAGAUUUAGUAAAUUGUGUUUUUACACCAGUGUCUAUCGUAUGUGUGCGCCUAUGGCUUUGUGGUCUGUUGAAUUCUCCAAGCGUGAGAUGUGUGAAUGGCUGGUUCCGUUUCGAUGUUAGACUUUUGGAUUUCGGUGUAGAUGGCAUGGAGUUGCG